Messenger RNA from Penicillium waksmanii, 954 nucleotides. Its product is annotated as intradiol ring-cleavage dioxygenase. Gene Ontology annotation, molecular function: oxidoreductase activity, acting on single donors with incorporation of molecular oxygen, incorporation of two atoms of oxygen; iron ion binding. The coding region runs from base 1 to 954 and encodes 317 amino acids. The transcript has a single exon. The record is from RefSeq and is a predicted model, not a curated record. Lineage: Eukaryota; Fungi; Ascomycota; Eurotiomycetes; Eurotiales; Aspergillaceae.
AUGAUUGACGGCCGAAGCCUCUUGGACAAGCGUAAGUCCAGCGCCUCUUCGUCAAGUCUGUACAUGUAUGGAGGCCUACAAAACAAGACCUGCCUGCUGGCCCCCGAUACCAUCUUCGGCCCUUACGAUGUCGACGGAGAGCUUCAUCGCCAGGAUGUGCGAGAGGGCCAAGAUGGUGUCAACCUGUACCUCAAUCUCGGUUUGAUUGAUUUUGAGACCUGUGAGCCUCUGCCGGAUGCUUGGCUUACCAUCUGGGUAUGUAGCUCUUCAAGUCUUUCUUUCCGGAUUACGCUAGUACCGGCGGCUAAUAGUUUCGAGGCUUGCAAUGCCACUGGCACCUACUCUGGUUACACCGGAAUUAAUCCGGAUACCGUGUCUGUUCUGGAUGGAUGGAGCACCAGGGAGGAUGGAACCACCCAUGACGAGACCUUCUUGCGAGGAAUUUCCAAGACUAACGAGGCCGGAAUUGCUGAGUUCCUCACUAUCUUCCCCGGUUAUUACGAUAAUCGAACCACCCACAUUCAUGCGACUGUGCAGCACAAUGUGACCGGUGAUGACACUAGCUACUCUGUUACCGCUAUUCAGCACAUUGGUCAGCUCUUUUUCCCCGAAGAAUUGAUCAACUCUGUGUACAAGUUGGCUCCCUACCACGCCCUCUUGUCAACUCUGAACAGAACUCUGAACUCCGAAGAUUCAGUGUACAAGAGCGCUAUGACUGACGGAUACUCUGCUAUGAUUUCCACGGAACUUCUAGGUGAGACACUUGCUGAUGGUCUUAUUGGAUAUAUCACCAUUGUUGUCAACAAGAGUGCUGCCGCUAUCGCUACCACUGGUACUCAAGUCAAUGUCCAGGGUUAUCCUCCCACUGUCUCAUUGACCAGUGGUGCCCAAGCUGUGGCCAACACCAACGAUCUUGCUCAGGAAUACCGUGCGAAUGGCAUGAAGAAGGUCUAA